Messenger RNA from Psammomys obesus (fat sand rat), 3835 nucleotides. It is a transcript of the gene Impa2, whose product is annotated as inositol monophosphatase 2. NCBI's taxonomy places the organism in Eukaryota, Metazoa, Chordata, Mammalia, Rodentia, Muridae. The record is from RefSeq and is a predicted model, not a curated record. The transcript is spliced from 8 exons. Bases 197 to 1069 code for a protein of 290 amino acids. Gene Ontology annotation, biological process: inositol metabolic process; signal transduction; phosphatidylinositol phosphate biosynthetic process. Gene Ontology annotation, molecular function: inositol monophosphate 1-phosphatase activity.
CGAGGCGCGCCUACUUGGGCUGCAGCCCCCUGUGGGCCUUCCUGCUGCAAGGCGCGCGGGAGGAGGCACGGCUUGGCGGGAAGGCGAGGAGAGCCUGCGGGAGCCUCCGGGGCUGGCGGCGGCAACGAGUGGGAGCCGAGGUUCGUCCGCAGCACACGGAACGGAGCAGAAGGUGGCUGGGCCCGGCGAAGCCGCGAUGAAGCCGAGCAGCGAGGAGGAGGAGGUGGUCCAGGGCGUGGGCCCCUGGGACGAGUGCUUCGAGGUGGCGGUGCAACUGGCGCUGAGAGCCGGACAGAUAAUCAGAAAAGCCCUCACAGAAGAAAAACAUGUCUCCACAAAAACAUCAGCUGCAGAUCUUGUGACAGAAACCGAUCACCGAGUAGAAGAUCUAAUUGUUUCUGAGUUGCGAAAACGGUUCCCUUCACACAGCAGGUUCAUUGCAGAAGAGGCCACAGCCUCCGGGGCCAAGUGUGUGCUCACCCACAGCCCGACCUGGAUCAUUGACCCCAUCGACGGCACCUGCAACUUCGUGCACAGGUUCCCCACUGUGGCAGUUAGCAUUGGAUUUGCUGUUCACCAGGAGCUGGAAUUCGGAGUGAUUCACCACUGCACAGAGGAGCGGCUGUACACCGGCAGGAGGGGCCAGGGUGCCUUUUGCAAUGGCCAGCGGCUCCAGGUCUCCAGGGAGACAGAUCUCGCGAAGGCCUUGGUUCUGACAGAAAUCGGGCCCAAACGUGACCCCGAUACUCUGAAAGUAUUCCUGAGCAACAUGGAGCGGCUGCUACACGCAAAGGCUCAUGGGGUCCGAGUGAUUGGGAGCUCCACCUUGGCUCUCUGCUACCUGGCCUCGGGUGCCGCCGAUGCCUAUUAUCAGUUUGGCCUUCACUGCUGGGACCUGGCGGCUGCCACCGUCAUCAUUAGAGAAGCGGGUGGCAUUGUGAUGGACACCUCAGGCGGACCCCUUGAUCUCAUGUCGUGUAGAGUCGUUGCUGCUGGCACCAGAGAGAUGGCGGUGCUCAUAGCUCAGGCCUUACAGACUAUUAACUACGGACGGGAUGAUGAGAAGUGACGCACAGGCAGAAUGCGGCUCAAAGGCUGAAAUCCAACACCUCCCUGGGGAAGAGCUGUCCCAGUGGCCUGGGCUCCGAGACAAAAGUCCACCAUAGCUUUCACUGGACUUGGUGCUUAGCUGACUUUUUUGUACACUCAUAUAGCCCUUUUCAGGUCGGUACACGUUCUUUCAUCAGAGCCAAACCCAAAUCUCAUGUGAGGUGUGCAUUAGUCAUUCAUCUUGAUUGUUUCUCCAGAAUGCAAAUCUCAGGUCAUAAAGCUUUAGAACUUGCUCUCAGGCCCUCCUCUGCCCAUGGUAAUACACAAUGCAAUAAAUCAGAAUCACAGUGUUCUGCUUCUCGUCCCCCUCCAGCCUCUGGUCCUCAGGCUUCCCGAAACCCUAUGCUGGGCAGGCAAGGCUGUUUCUGCUAUCACCCCACAGAUUGUCUUUGCUCAGCUUGGAUGUCUGGCACCCCAACCUUGGCAAUGAGGAAAAUGUUUUCCCCAAAUAUCAAUCUCCUGAUCUACAGGCUGUAUUUAACUGCACACAGAUAAUCUUUAGCCAUUUUUUAUACUGCCUUUAGUGGACCUUCAGGGAGUAUGUGUGCUACAAAAAUUAAAAGGAUGUGUACAGAACCUUAUUGAAACCUACAUGUAUUAAAGGGGGGAAAUGGGAACUGAAAAACAAUACUAAAAUAUUUUGUGACAAACCUUUUUUUAAACAUAAAAUCUUUAAGGAGUUGCAACUUUUUAAAUGAUGAAGUUUUUUUUAGUUUGGGGUGUUUGGGGUGAGGUAGAACUCAGGACCCCAUGCACAUUAGACAUGAUUUCUACCACUGAGCUACAUGCCAGCCCUAAGAACCAGAGUUCUGGUUUCGACUUAAGCUGUGGCUCUAGACUGUUGAGCUAGGUGACAACAGACAAGGCCCACAAGAUUCUGAAGUAUCUGUACCAACAAGCCUCUGGGCCUUUUCCAUCUUGUAAACCUGGACAGUUCUACACAUGGCAUGCCAUCGUUGCUGUCAGGGAGAGAGACAGCGCCUUCCUUCUGUGCUAGAAAAUACCUUGUUCUUAGUGGGGCGUUUGCAUGUUUCCGCCACUCGUCUGUAAUAUGCGCACUGUGCCCUUGUCAAGCCCUCUUUCUCUUUGAGGUAGUUGUCCAUUACGUGCAGCUGCGCUGGCCAAAAGCAAAGCUCUCCAUGCAUCGUCCUCAUGGGAUCAAUUGCCCUGGUCUUUUCAAGCUACUGAAUCCUUCCAGAAGCAGAUAAGCCAUUUGGAGAGGACUUUGGGGUGCUUUUUGCUUUUUUCCCCCAUCUCCAGAACUUGCUCUAUUUAUCUCCAUGGUUCUAUUCAUUAUACUUGCACUGUUCUGUAGGUGGAUUGUUCUGUUUCUUUGAGACAGGGCCUCCUGGAUCCCAGGCUGGCCUGGAACUUUCUAGAUAGCCAAGGGAUAUCCUUGAUCUCCUGCUCCUCCAGCUUCUACCUUCGCAUUCCUGGGAUUACAGGCGUGUUCCACCAUGCCUGGCAAUAAGAUGUUUUCUGAUUACCAGCAGGCCCAGAUUUGUACUUUCUUUCUUUUUUCUUCAGAAUAUACCCCAAACAGCACCGGGCACAUAUGCAGAUGCAGGAGAAAUUCCUCAGAUUCUUCAACAUGCGUUUUGAUAUGUAGUGCUUAAUUUUGAAGAUCUCCUGGAUUGAAUGAUUACGGAGGUUAUUGUCAAAUAAAUAACUCCACAGGAACAAGCUCUUCUCGGGUCCUCAGAGCACUGUCUAGGAUGACUCACCUGUUAGGGAAAACCAGAAAUGUUUUGUCCUGCUACCCCACAGCGUAGAUGGGCUUUGCCUGAUUGAAAAACCAUUUACAGUCUGCACUCUGGAUUCUAGGUACAGCCUCAAAACACACUGCCUAUGCCUCCCCUCAGCAAGAGACAACAUCCAUCUGUUUUUUUUUUCCUGUGGAGGCAGAGUAUAACUAGAGCAAAUGUGGGAAGUCUAAGCAGGGCCUGGAACACGGCUCAGUUGAUAAGUUUUUGCCUGCAGGCAUGAGGACCUGCAUUAAGAUCCCAGGCUGAGGAAGAGAAGCAGGAUCUCUGGGGCUCACUGGCUAACUGCUCCAGCCAAUCAGUGACCUCCAGGUUCAGGAAAGGAUGGUCUCAAAAAGUAAGAUGGAAAGCAACUUACCAAUGUCAGACUACCAAUGUCAACCUCUGGCCUCCAUGUACAUGCAGCGCGCACACACACACACAUACACACACUGAAGGUACAUAACCGAAGAGCCAACAUCUAUAGCCUGAAUCCAUUGGAACGAACCGUGAAUCAAUGGGGUAUGCAGUGUUGUGUGCAAAGCAUCAAUACAGAUAUUCAGGAAGGGCAGGCUCUGUGGAAACCAUUCAGAAGACCCCAAAUCAGCGGGUAGCUUGUCCUAGCUGCUUCAUGCCUUUCUUCCCCUGGCUUCCCAAUUCAGCCCCACAAAUUGCUUUUCUUAUCGGUGAAGAGGUCAGAAUAGUUGCAGUUUGAGAAUGUUCCCAUGGGCCUCGUAUCUACAUACCUGGUCCCCAGUUAGUGGAACUGUUUGGGAGGGAUUAGAAGGUGUGUCACUGGGGGUGGCCUUUGGGGAUUGGAAAGCCUGUGCCAUUCCCAGGUAACUGUCCCUGGUGUUUGUGGAUCGAGAUGUAAGCUCUCUCUUACUGCGCCAGCACCAUGCCUGCCGCCAUGCUUUCCCCCAUGAUAGUCAUGGACUCUAACCCGCUGCAACUGUAAGCCCCAAAUAAACUCCUCUACGAGA